Molecule: messenger RNA, 4109 nt
Organism: Drosophila suzukii
Lineage: Eukaryota; Metazoa; Arthropoda; Insecta; Diptera; Drosophilidae
Gene: Fas2
Product: fasciclin 2
Biological process (GO): cell adhesion
Cellular component (GO): membrane
Molecular function (GO): protein binding
Source: RefSeq, a predicted model, not a curated record
GCCAGUACUUUGCCAGUUUGCCAGAGUAUCUGAGUAUCCGUAUCUUGCAGUUUGUUUUGUGCGCGCGUGGUGAACGGUUGUUAGUAUCUCGUACUUUGCUGGCUCAGAUACUUUUCGACGGCCAACGCGUCGAGUUCUGCCGUGGUGUGUGUUAGUGUGCCAGUUAAACAAUGAGAAAUUGAUUCACACACCAAAACCGCUACAAAAAACACCUGAAGACAAAAAGUGUUAACCAAAAAAUAAUUACUUGUGCAAUCACAAAGCAACGAAAACAAACUGAAAUUUUUUAAACAUUUUUUUCGUGUGCAACCGUAAACCAAACCAAAGAAGUUAGAAAGAGAGAGCAAUCAAUUUGCGAGCGGGAAAAACUACUAACUACUACUACUGCGUAAAAAAAAGCGAUAAAAAAUGGGUGAACUGCGAAAAUCGCUGCCGCUGAAUUCAGUCGGCGUCUUUUUGGCGCUGCUCCUCUGCAGCUGCUCUUUAAUAGAACUGUGCCAGGCGCAGUCUCCGAUCCUGGAGAUUUACCCCAAACAAGAGGUCCAGCGCAAGCCAGUGGGCAAGCCCCUCAUCCUCACCUGUCGACCCACAGUUCCCGAACCCAACCUGGUCGCCGAUCUGCAAUGGAAGGAUAACCGCAACAACACCAUUCUGCCCAAGCCGAAUUACGAUCCACUGUAUGAUUCCAAGGGCAAUAGAAAGAAAGAAAGGAAUGGACGCGACCAGUCGCCGAUGUACACGGAAACGCUGCCCGGCGAAAGUUUGGCCCUGAUGAUUACCUCGCUGUCGGUGGAAAUGGGCGGCAAGUACUACUGCACCGCCUCCUAUGCAAAUACCGAGAUCCUCGAGAAGGGCGUCACAAUUAAAACUUACGUGGCCAUUACCUGGACCAAUGCCCCCGAGAACCAGUAUCCCACUUUGGGUCAGGAUUACGUGGUUAUGUGCGAAGUCAAGGCCGAUCCCAACCCAACAAUCGACUGGCUGCGCAACGGAGAUCCGAUCCGCACCACCAACGAUAAGUAUGUGGUGCAAACCAAUGGCCUGCUCAUCCGCAACGUUCAGGAGAGUGACGAAGGCAUCUACACUUGCCGUGCGGCUGUCAUCGAAACUGGAGAACUUUUGGAGCGCACCAUCCGCGUGGAGGUCUUCAUUCAGCCGGUGAUUGUAUCGCUUCCCGAAACCCUGAAUGCCGUCGAGGGCAAACCCUUUGCUGCCAACUGCACGGCGAGCGGCAAACCGGUGCCGGAGAUCAGCUGGAUUCGCGAUGCAACCCAAUUGAACGUGGCCACCGCCGAUCGAUUCCAGGUCAACCCGCAAACGGGUUUGGUCACCAUCAGCUCUGUCAGCCAGGAGGAUUACGGCACCUACACGUGUUUGGCCAAGAACAAGGCCGGUGUUGUUGAUAAGAAGACCAAGCUGAAUGUCCUGGUCCGUCCGCAGAUCUAUGAGCUGUACAAUGUGACAGGGGCCAGGAACAAGGAGAUUGCCAUCACCUGUCGCGCCAAGGGACGUCCGGCACCGGCCAUCACCUUCCGACGAUGGGGAACCAAUCAGGAGUACACGAAUGGCCAGCAGGAUGACGACAAUCGCAUCAAUUUGGAGGUUAACUUUGAUGAAGAACGUGGCGAGAGCACCGGCACCCUACGCAUCUCCAAUGCCGAGCGAUCCGACGACGGACUGUACCAGUGUAUUGCCAAGAAUCAGGAGGAUAAUGCCUACAAGACCGGCCACAUUACCGUUGAAUUUGCACCCGACUUUAGCCACAUGAAGGAACUGCCACCGGUCUUCUCGUGGGAACAACGCAAGGCGAACCUCAGCUGCCUGGCCAUGGGCAUCCCGAAUGCCACCAUCGAAUGGCACUGGAAUGGACGCAAGGUCAAGGAUCUAUACGAUACCAAUCUGAAGAUUGUGGGCACUGGACCGCGUAGCGAUUUGAUUGUUCAUCCAGUGACGAGGCAGUAUUACUCGGGAUACAAGUGCAUUGCGACCAAUAUCCAUGGAACCGCCGAGCAUGAUAUGCAGCUGAAGGAGGCACGUGUGCCAGAUUUUGUGUCCGAAGCGAAGCCCAGCCAGUUGACCGCCACCACGAUGACCUUUGACAUUCGCGGCCCACCAACCGAAGUGGGUCUGCCCAUCCUGGCGUUCAGUGUGCAGUACAAGGAGGCCCUUAAUCCCGACUGGUCGACUGCCUACAAUCGCAGUUGGUCACCCGAUUCGCCGUACAUUGUGGAGGGACUGCGACCACAGACGGAGUACAGCUUCCGAUUCGCCGCCCGCAACCAGGUGGGAUUGGGCAAUUGGGGCGUUAAUCAGCAACAGUCGACGCCACGCCGGUCGGCUCCCGAGGAGCCCAAGCCACUGCACAAUCCCGUCCAGCAUGACAAGGAGGAGCCGGUGGUCGUCUCGCCCUACUCCGAUCACUUCGAGCUGCGCUGGGGAGUGCCCGCUGACAAUGGAGAGCCCAUCGACAAGUACCAGAUCAAAUACUGUCCGGGCGUUAAGAUCAGCGGCACCUGGACGGAACUGGAGAACUCCUGCAACACCGUCGAGGUGGUGGAGACCACCUCAUUCGAGAUGUCACAGCUGGUGGGCAACACCUAUUAUCGCAUCGAACUGAAGGCGCACAAUGCCAUCGGCUACUCAUCGCCCGCUUCCAUCAUUAUGAAGACGACACGAGAUAAUCCUCAUCCUUCGCCGAGUGGCGCUGCACCUCUGGCCCAACUGCUUAUUAUUAGCGCUGCUCUGCCGACAAUGAUGCUGAUUAUGCUGCCGACGACGCGCACUGCUUAAACAACCACAGCUGCUGAUGCUUCUCCUGCUUCCACCCAUCAACAAGCAGUGCUUGGAGGAUCCUUCCGCUGGCCGUUUAUCAUGGGUUUUCCUUUCCCUAGUUUUCGUUUGGUGUGUCAAUGUGUAAAUAAUAAGAAAACUAAUUGAAAAAUCACAAAAAAAAGGAAUAAAAUAAAACAUACUCUUAACUAGCAAGAAGAAGCGGACAUAAUUACGUUAAAUGUGCUCAAGUAGAGAAUAUGAUCGAUAAAUAUAUCACAUAGGGCGGGUCACGAUUCCAUUAACUGUACAAAAAAAACAAAAAACGAAGAUCUAUGAUAGAACCUAGUUAAAAAAAGACGAAAACGGAUUGCCAAAACCGAAACACAUGCUUACACAACUGAUAAAUUGUACUUAUAUGUAUCCUAUAUCCUAUGUCUAACCGCUAGAGACCCUAUUUUACCACUAAGCCAAUGUUAUGUUGUUAUUUAGUUGUAUGUGUAUAGCGAGAGCAUUUAUAGACUACAUUCCGAUUCCGUACACCCGUACCGCUUAGUUCAAUGUGAAUUUUACAACACUGCCAAGCGACACAAAAACAAAAAAAAACCCAAGCAAAUUUAUAUAUGAAAAGUUUUAGCGAAAUUCUACAAGAAGAAUAAGAGUAAAAAAUAUCAAGUGCAUACGAGUACAAGUUACAUUUACACUCUAUACCUUACACCUAAAGUUAGCCAAAGCUUCUUCCAUCACUGUUUUCAAGGCAGUUGCAAGCAGUUUAGCAAGGUCUCUGUUCUGUUUUGAGCGCGUAAACGUUAAGAGGGGACAAUAAGUAACUCUAACUAAGUUAAAGCGAUUACGAAUUUUUCCACACAAUGGGGGCUCACAAGUGUUUUUACCUUCUGUUGAUAGUAAGCGUUUAAUAAGCCAAAACUAGAAUGCAACUCGAUCUAGACGAACCGAUAUUCCUGUAUACACGUUUUUUUAGCAAGCGAAAUCGAUUUUUCUAGCCAAAUAUAUAUCGAAAAUUAAAAAAAAAAAGAUCAAUACAAUUUAUACCUUUACAAUAUCUAGUUAUACUUACGUAUACACAUAUAGUUAGUGAAUAAUUCAGCCCGCCUAACGUUGCUGAGAUGGGGAAAGCGUUUUUUUUUAACGCCCUUGGGCAAGCAGUAGGAACUUUCACUGUUCUCACAGAUCACACUUAAACACAAUGUCAUGAAUGUUGUAAGCAAAUGAAAACGAAAACAUAAACGAUAACUAAAUUGGAAAAAGGAAACGAAAAGAAAGUCUACCACUUAAGAAGUUCAUUUUGGGUAAUAAAGAGAAAACUUUAACAGAAAGCA